Molecule: messenger RNA, 1700 nt
Organism: Pisolithus orientalis
Lineage: Eukaryota; Fungi; Basidiomycota; Agaricomycetes; Boletales; Pisolithaceae
Product: chaperonin Cpn60/TCP-1 family
Exons: 11
Coding region: 29-1678 (549 amino acids)
Biological process (GO): protein folding
Cellular component (GO): chaperonin-containing T-complex
Molecular function (GO): ATP hydrolysis activity; ATP binding; ATP-dependent protein folding chaperone
Source: RefSeq, a predicted model, not a curated record
CGCGUUGGCAAGUACUGACUAGCACAUCAUGCAAGUGCAGCCUGAGGCAGUCUACGCUACAGACGAGUACGGUAGGCCGUUCAUCAUCCUGCGCGAGCAGGGAAGGAAAACUAGAAGCCAUGGCAUAGAGGCGAUCAAGUCACAUGUUCUCGCAGCGCGCACUGUUGCUAACAUCAUCCGAACAUCCUUGGGCCCUCGAGGACUCGACAAAAUCCUGAUCUCACCGGACGGCGACAUUACCGUAACAAACGAUGGUGCGACCAUACUCAGUCAGAUGGAAGUUGAGCACCAGAUCGCCAAGCUCCUUGUACAACUAUCAAAGAGCCAAGACGACGAAAUCGGUGACGGUACAACCGGUGUUGUUGUGCUUGCCGGCGCCCUUUUAGAGCAGAGCGAAGCACUCCUUGACAGAGGCAUCCACCCGAUUCGGAUUGCAGACGGGUUUGACAAGGCAUGCACCGUGGCCGUGGAGCAGCUCGACCGCAUCUCUGACCGCGUUCCGUUUUCACUCGAGAACAAACAAAAUUUGAUCAAGACUGCCACAACAAGUCUGGGCAGUAAAAUCGUCUCGAAAGAGAUCCAACGCUUUGCCGAAAUCGCUGUCGAUGCUGUGCUGACCGUUGCAGACCUUGAGCGCCGGGAUGUCCCUUUUGAUCUCAUCAAAGUGGACGGAAAAGUCGGUGGUUCACUGGCAGACAGUACACUCAUCAAGGGUGUGCUGAUCGACAAAGACAUGUCCCACCCUCAAAUGCCGUCCGUUGUAAAAGAUGCUAAACUUGCCAUCCUCACAUGCCCAUUCGAGCCUCCGCGUCCCAAGACGAAACAUAAACUUGACAUCACUAGCGUGGAGGAAUACAAAAAACUCCGAGAAUACGAGAAGGAGAAGUUUGAAGACAUGAUUCGGAUGGUGAAAGACACUGGAGCUAACCUGGUUAUUUGUCAAUGGGGUUUUGAUGACGAGGCGAAUCACCUGUUGAUGCAGAAUGAUUUACCUGCGGUGCGGUGGGUUGGUGGUCCAGAAAUCGAGUUGAUCGCCAUCGCCACGCAAGGCCGCAUCGUACCACGGUUUGAAGAUCUCACUCCGGAGAAGCUUGGAAAAGCUGGUAUAGUUCGUGAACUAACGUUUGGCACGACACGUGACAAAAUGCUGGUUAUUGAGGAGUGUGCAAAUACCCGUGCUGUCACCAUUUUCGUCCGGGGAUCAAAUAAAAUGAUCGUCGAUGAAGCAAAGCGAGCGCUGCAUGAUGCUCUCUGCGCGGUUCGCAACCUCGUCGUCGACAAUCGUGUCGUUUAUGGUGGUGGAGCAGCCGACAUCAGUAGCUCAAUAGCAGUGGCAAAAGCUGCUGAUGAGAUCCCAUCGAUAGAGCAGUACGCCAUGCGUGCAUUUGCCUCUGCCCUGGAUGCCAUCCCGCUUGCGUUGGCGGAAAACAGCGGCCUCUCGCCCAUUGAAACACUUGCCGAGGUGAAGAGUAGACAGGUAACAGAGAACAACCCGCGCCUGGGCAUCGACUGUUCUGGGAAAGGGGAAAACGACAUGAAGAAACAGUUCGUGUAUGAUCCACUGAUUUCGAAGCGACAACAAUAUCUACUCGCAACCCAGUUGGUCAGGGCAGUGCUCAAGAUAGGUAAGUCAUGCUCUGUUUACGCAGGGAUGCGAGGUCCGAUUUUUUCUUGUUAAGACGAUGUCAUUGUCGCGGGCG